This is a messenger RNA of Dermacentor albipictus, 1314 nucleotides long. NCBI's taxonomy places the organism in Eukaryota, Metazoa, Arthropoda, Arachnida, Ixodida, Ixodidae. The record is from RefSeq and is a predicted model, not a curated record.
AUGGUUUGGAAGACGUGGCUGAGUGUCUCGGUGGUGGGAGGACUACGCAGUACACCCACUUUCAGGCAGCUAGCCACGCCCGUCUUGACAGAGUCUGAAUGCAACCUGGCGAAGUCGAACAAGCCCAAUCUGCUGUACUACAAGGGCAUGCCGCUGGCUGGCUUCCUACCGCGAGAGUGCAUCGAAUCGGCCUGCAAGUACAAACCCACCAAGGACGAUCUGUACAUCGUCACGUACGUCAAGUGCGGCACCACGUGGACCCAGCACGUGGUCUACCUGAUCCAGACGGGAGGCGUGCCGCCGUCGAACGCGGAGGAAUUCUACCGGGCCAGUCCGUACAUCGAGGCCUUCGGAGCCGAGUGCGUGCAGUGGAUGAAGAAACCCGGCGCGCUUAAGACCCACUUGCGCAUCCAGCUGCUGGAGUACAGCCCUGAGGCCAAAUACCUCGUGGUCGCCCGCAACCCGCGUGACGUCGUUGUCUCUCUGCAAUACCACUGGCACGCGUUUGUCGGGUACCAUUACAACGGGACCUUUGACGACGCCUUUGAGCACUUCAUGAACGACGAGAUCGACUGCGGCAACUUCUUAACUUUCUACAAAGACUGGUACGCACGAAGCCGGGAUCCCAACGUGCUUUUCGUCGUUUACGAAGAUCUGAAGCGCGACCCCCAAGAAACGAUUCUCAGAAUUGCUCGCUUUAUGAGCACUGAGUACGAAGCUAAUCUCCUCAAGGACGACCGCAAAAGGCUCCAUGACGUCGUGAAAUACAGCAGCGUGGACGAAAUGAAAAAGUACACCAACGGUAUUAUCCAAGAUUUCUUUCGCGGCAGCUUCAAAUUACAAGGCCCGGAGUACGAGGGAUUUCGGCAAUUUCAUCGAGGCAUUCAUUCCGCUGGCGUGGAGGCGGUAAACAACGUCAAAUAUGUCCGGAAGGGAAUUGUGGGAGACUGGAAGAACCAUUUCUCUCAAGAACAGCUCAAACGUCUGAACGAGAAGUUCCAGAGAGAAACCGAAGGCAGCGACAUCGCUAACCUGUGGCCGGACAUGAACUUCCUUGAGUGAGACAAAUUGUAGCAGCCUAUUUCACGAGGCGUUGGCUACAUAGUUUAGUGAGAACGUUCGGUGGGGCCGUAAAUUGUGGUUAGCUAACCCACAUUACUGCACUAUAGAGUCUAGAUUAAGCAAGUAUUCAUUCUGUGGUAGUUUUUCUAGAUUGUAUUCGGGUGUGUCAAAAGCGGUGAAAUUGUCGAAAUUUUAUUCUGGACUUGAUUUAUUCUGGGGCAAUUGACAUAUACAGAAACGUGUGUUUGUAAU